Molecule: messenger RNA, 1263 nt
Organism: Schistocerca gregaria
Lineage: Eukaryota; Metazoa; Arthropoda; Insecta; Orthoptera; Acrididae
Exons: 2
Coding region: 16-1092 (358 amino acids)
Source: RefSeq, a predicted model, not a curated record
UCGGGUAUAAAAGCGAUGCGGACGGGCGCCCACUCUGCAAUCGACAUGGCGCCCAAAACGGUCUUCGCUCUUCUGGUCGUAGUCUGUCUCGCGGAGCUGACGUGGGCUUCUCCAGCUCCAUUCCACAGCAGGCGGUCAACGAACGCCACAACAGCUACUGCUACAAACGCCACAGCUAACAGUUCUUCCAACGACGCCGCCAGCGAUGACGACAGCUCGAGUAGCAAUAUAUUCAGCGAGAUCAAGGAACACGUAGACAACGUUUUCGGUAACAUAUUUGGCAAACGCUCUGUUGACUCCAGCAAUUCCUCUGACGUCAGCUCUUCCUCCAACACCACCACCACCAGCAAUGACACUUCCUCCAAUAACGUUUUCGACGAAAUUAAAGACAAUGUGGAAGGGUUCUUCGGUCACCUGUUCGGGAAGCGCGCCGUGAAGUUCCCGACACCUGACAUGCUCACCAAACUCUACGAGGAGUGGGCAAACCAGAGAGCCAACCGCUCCGUCACCGUUAGAGCCACCAACAGCAGCUUCACAAUGGGCGACUUGUUUACUGAGGUUGUCAAGGGAUGGCUCAAUGGAGACAACAGCAAGCGGUCUGUUACCGUGAGGGAGACCGACAACAGCUUCACAAUGGGCGACUUGUUUGUCGAACACUUCAAGGAAUGGCUCAAAGGAAACAUGGACAAACGUUCCGUUACCGUGAGGGAGACCGACAACAGCUUCACAAUGGGCGACUUGUUUGCCGAGCUUUCCAAGGAAUGGCUCAAAGGAAACUUGGACAAGCGUUCCGUUACCGUGAGGGAGACCGACAACAGCUUCACAAUGGGUGACUUGUUCACCGAGCUUGUCAAGGAAUGGCUCAAAGGAAACUUGGACAAGCGUUCCGUUACCGUGAGGGACACCGAUAACAGCUUCACAAUGGGCGACUUGUUCACCGAGCUUGUCAAGGGAUGGCUCAAUGGAGAGAACAACAAGCGUUCUGUUACCGUGAGAGACACCGACAACAGCUUCACAAUGGGCGACUUGUUUGUUGAGCUUUUUAAGGAAUGGCUCAAAGGAAACUUGGACAAGCGUUCCGUUACCGUGUAAACAUAUAGAUAAUGGUCGAUUUUGUCAUGUACUUUGUGCACCAUUUACAAGAGCAAUUAAGUGACUACAGAUCCAGCACGCUACUUGAUCUGAUUAUUGGUAAUUUAUUCCUGAAUUAUUCAUUUGUACAUUGCAGCUAUCUUCACAAUAAACAGAUAUAGCUAUCCUUUA